AUGCCGUCACCGACGACACCUCGGUUCGCCGACCCCGCACGGCAUUCCGAAUCACAGCUCGAGCUGCCCAGACCCAUGGAUGACGCAACGACGCCGACGAGAGCCAGUUUUGGCAACGCGACGAUGACAGCGCAGAAGCCGCUACCGACGUCGCCCUUCCCUCAAGCUGUGCAAAUGCCCGACGCCUCUGACGUCCAGCUGCCGCGCAGGGAGAACUCGCAACACUCGAGGAAGUCGCGGGACUCUGAAGAUAUGCACAUGGACGACUCGGACGCCGAAACUGGUGGUGGCGACGAUGUUGGAUCGGAUGACGAAAGCGUCAACGCCGAUGGAUCGAGGUCGGGCAAAAAGAAGAAGUCACAGCGCUUUUACUGCACUGACUACCCUCCUUGCAACCUCAGUUUCACACGCAGCGAACACUUGGCGAGGCAUAUCAGACGCUUCUCACGAUUGGACAACCUGCGACAACACGCCCAGACCGUACACGUCAACGAGGACAUCCCCAUUGAUUCCCUGGCUGCCACUGGCACUCGAUUUCAGCGCCAAAUACGGACGGACAGAGUUAGACCUACCGGCAGGGCGAGGGCAUCGACGGCUGGAAGCAUCGGCGCACCAGUCCGUGGGCAUUCAAAGUCGCUCUCGACGUCAAGCAUUGCUAGCAUCGGCUCCGUUGGUUCGAACUAUAGCCCGCGCGACGACGGCCGUCGCCGCCCUGCGCCGUUGGUCAUGGCUACGGACCCCCGUUCGAGACUCUCGUUGGACUCGUAUCGGAGCGGUGCCGACAGCCAAUACUCGUACCGGGCGGUCUCUCCGAGCGAUUUCAGCACACCCACCUCGGCCACGUUCUCGACCGGCCCCGGCAGUCCGCGAUGGGCUUCUGGCAUGGCUUCGCCAACCUCUUCGCACUCUAGAUCUCAGAGCAUGUACACUACCGGCACGAGGACUCCUGGCCGCAGGUUGAGUGUACCGUCUGGUGUCAACCCGUUCCAGGCCUCGCCAGCUGGUGCGCUGGGCCGACCUCUCUUCGGCCCAGGCCCUAUCAACUCAUCCAAUGCGGGCGUCUUCUCCUCGCCCAAUGGCAGCCUCUUGUCGUCACCGACCGGAUCGACCUUUUCUCGCAGGGAGUCCAUGUCUAGCGCAGCUGAUGAGGCAUGGCGUCGGCGAACCUGGCACCCCGAGAGCCGAGACUUCAAUGCUCCCGGCAGCCGCCUGAGCAACGUCAUCACGCCGUCGCAGUUCGAGACGUCUGCUGCACCGCUCCCCAUCGCCAACCCUGCCACCCAGCAAACCAACCUCCGCCUGCCGGGCAUCGAGACCUUCUUGGGGGCCGCCGCCGCCCGCCGCCCCGCGAGCCCGCCGCGGAGGGUCCCUUCGCCGAUGAUGAUCGACUCGGAUGUGCCUCAGUACUCUAGCGCCCCGAUGCCAGCUCCGAUGGACCACUCGGAAGACAGGCGUCAUACUUCACAAUGGGAGACGGUUCAUCAUGGCCUGAACAGGCUUGACAUCGCUUCCAACACGACCCCACCUCGCGACAGCGCCGGGGCGUGGGCUAGCGAGGCCAACCGCGCUGUACAGGCCCAGGCGGAGCAGGCGCGCGGCCAGCCGACGGUGCGCUUCGAGCCGCAGGCCCAGGUCGUCCAGAUCCCUGCCACCUCGGGCGCAGACAUGGGCCCGGGCCUGGUGCGCGGCCACCACCACACCCUCUCGGCGCCGGUGUCUAUGGGCAGCAGCACGUCGCGCGACAGCUCCAAGCGGCACGCGUGGUACCACGGCCCGGCUGUGACGGUGCACGAACAUCAGCAGCAGCAGGGAGGCGACCGCGUCGACCGCGUCGACCGCAUGGUGCACCCCAACGUCAGCGCGUUCACCGGGUUCCCGUCCUCGCGCGUGCCGCAGACGGUGCACGAGCAGCAGCCGCUUCCCACGACGGCGGGGCCGGCGGGCGGACCUCCUGCUGAACAGCCUGAUUCGAUGCGCCGGCUCGAGGCGCUGGUUGCUGUUGCUACGAGCGAGGGGAGCACUGCUAAGGCGUAUUAG
Thyridium curvatum is the source of this 2037-nucleotide messenger RNA. RefSeq lists its product as uncharacterized. The record is from RefSeq and is a predicted model, not a curated record. The coding region runs from base 1 to 2037 and encodes 678 amino acids. Gene Ontology annotation, biological process: regulation of transcription by RNA polymerase II. The transcript is spliced from 2 exons. NCBI's taxonomy places the organism in Eukaryota, Fungi, Ascomycota, Sordariomycetes, Thyridiales, Thyridiaceae. Gene Ontology annotation, molecular function: DNA-binding transcription factor activity, RNA polymerase II-specific; RNA polymerase II cis-regulatory region sequence-specific DNA binding.